AUGACGGACGAACUGUUUGCAGUCGCUUACAACGUCGCGGCCUCGCGCGAGAAGGGCAGCGCUCCUAAGUCAUAUCCCUAUCCUCCUCGAGACUCGGUGGUCAGUCGUAAGCCUCCCCCAGGUCCGUGUCGAGCGUGCGGCAGCCGGAAGCACUGGAAUCGCGACUGUCCGCACUGGUCGCAGUUCCUGAGCCAGCAGAAGAAGGAAGGCUUCCUCGUUGAUUCGGACCCGGAGGGGGAGCGAGCGUAUAAUGCAGCCUACUCCGUCAUGAUGCAGGGUUUUGAGAGGGCGGCUUCGGAAACCUCGCAGGACCCUGCGAGCGAGGAGCGUAAGACCCAGGAGGAAGUGGAGGAUCAGCAGCCCGCGUACGAGAUCCGCCACCAGAGUUUUGCUGUAACGGUCGAAGAGGUCGGCGAGGAGUACUGGUAUCGAGGGGAGAUGUUGCCGGUCGACUCUCCUCACGUGCUGGAACACAUAGACGAAGUGGAGGAAUCCCCGCCAGCGCGCCGUGGUGUGGUGGAGGAAAAGCGUAGCGAAUCAGUUCACGUCGUGUACGUGUCGGAGCCAUCGCCGGAGCCUACGGAUAGGCCGCCAGAUCAAGGGAAGCAGCUUCCCGAACCAAAGCCGUACGAGCCGCCCAAAGUCAGGCUGAUAGCGAGGAAGAAUGUCAAGUCGCUCGACGGUAAAGGAACCUCCGUAUUGUGCGUGUUCGGAUUCCUAGGGUCGGAGGGCGAAGUUCGGGUCCUCCUACGAGUCGACUCCUGCGCUAGUCUCUCCCUGUUGUCGGGCGCUACGUACGACGCGAUGAAAAAUCCACCCCCGCUCAAACAAGGAGCGAAGAUGCGGUUGUGGCAGCUGACUGACAAGUCGGUCAAAAUCAGAGGCUACGUCCAGAUGCCGAUACUCAUGCGCACCAAUGACGGAACAUUGCUCGAGGCGGAUGCCGACCUCUACGUGGUAGACGGGAUGACCGUUCCUAUACUCCUGGGCGAGGACUUCCAGCAGAAGUACGAGCUGUCAGUCAAUCGCAGCCUGGAGGAAGGCACCACUCUCACCUUCGGACAACAUCCUUCGCCCAUUACCGCUCAUGGCACCCAAAGAACCUCGGACUAUGACGAGGUCGAGCGCGCAUACACGUCCGACCGCACCCUACGGGCUCUGAAAAGGACCGUCCUUCGCCCGGAGACGGUUGCCAACAUUCCCGUCUCGGGUCCCUUUGACGAGCCGGGCGAUUGGAUAGUCGAGAGAAGCCUGCUCACCUCCGGGGAGCAGCAACCCUUUGCCGUACCAAACACGCUGCUUUCUUCGUCGAAGCCCCGACUACCCGUCGCCAACCUGUCGACCACACCUCGCGUCAUUCAAGAGGGGGAAGCGUUAGCCAUAUUAGAAAGAGCGGACGAGUUCUUCGACAAACCAAGGGACGAACAGGACUUACAGCAGCGCUGCUCCCACGCAACCUUCCUCAAGAACGCGGGCGCGGCCAUGCAUCAACCGGGAGUCAGCAAAGACGACCGCGAGAGAGACAAGGCACGAGCAAUGCGGUCCUAA
Molecule: messenger RNA, 1548 nt
Organism: Schizophyllum commune H4-8
Lineage: Eukaryota; Fungi; Basidiomycota; Agaricomycetes; Agaricales; Schizophyllaceae
Exons: 3
Coding region: 1-1548 (515 amino acids)
Molecular function (GO): zinc ion binding; nucleic acid binding
Source: RefSeq, a predicted model, not a curated record